Phytophthora sojae is the source of this 738-nucleotide messenger RNA. RefSeq lists its product as hypothetical. NCBI's taxonomy places the organism in Eukaryota, Oomycota, Peronosporomycetes, Peronosporales, Peronosporaceae. The transcript is spliced from 2 exons. The coding region runs from base 1 to 738 and encodes 245 amino acids. The record is from RefSeq and is a predicted model, not a curated record.
AUGAAGAGCUACUAUGCUACGCUCUUUAGCUUGGAUAAUCUCCGAUGGAUGAUCGCGAAUUGCGAGCCUCUGUCCACCGAUGCGAUGGACGCAGCAGCAGCCAGCGGCGAUUUAUACAACGUCGAGUGGCUCCACAACAAUCGAUUUGAAGGCUGCACCGCUGCCGCGAUGGCUGGCGCUGCGACGAACGGCCACCUCAAAGUUGUCAAAUGGCUGCACCAAAAUCGCUCCGAGGGCUGCACCACCGCUGCGAUGGAUGGCACCGCAACAAACGGCCACCUUGAUAUUGUCAAGUGGUUGCACGCGAUGGAUGGCGCUGCGAGCAACGGCCACCUCAACGUAGUCAAGUGGUUGCACGAAAACCGCCCCGAAGGCUGCACCACUGCCGCGAUGGAUGGCGCGAUAGCCAAUAGUCGAGUGAAAGUGGUUCGAUGGCUGCAUGAAAACCGCUCGGAAGGGUGUUCGACUGUAGCGAUGGACACUGCGGCGGGACAGAACUACCUCGCUGACAUCAAGUGGCUGCAUGACAAUCGACAGGCAAGCUGUAGCCCCGCUGCGAUGAUAAACGCGGCGUCGAAAGGAUACCUGGAUGUGGUCAAGUACCUGCACACUGAGGUCGGCCAGCCAGCUACGGACGCUGCGAUCACUGCCGCCGCGGAAAACGAUCAUCUUCUGGUUGUGGAGUAUCUCAUCAGGUUCGAAGCGAAGACUGUCCAGCGGGUCCGAUCGGCCGAGUGA